CCCCAUCACCUGAGAGGAUGAGUGCACCCGCGUGUAUAAGACCGAAGCUUCAGCAUCCACAGACACACUCCGGACAGCAGCAGUCAUGGCAGACUUGUUCGGCAAAGCUCUGGGUAACGAUGGGAUUGCUCGUGCUGUGGGACAGCAAGCCGGUAAGGUGGUGGAGGGUGCCGUGAAGAAGGCCAUGGGUGGAAACAAACAGCAGCAGGGUGAGCAGAAGAAGGAAGGAAGAGGAGGAGGAGGAGGAGGAGGAGGCUUCAACGUGGGAGACGUCCUCAAUCUGGCCGGUGGAAACAAGAAUGAGGGUGAAGGAGGAGCAGGAGGAGGUAUGGGGAGCGCUCUCGGGGGGCUCUUUAAGUAGGAAGCCAGAGGUCCAGAUUCUCCUGCAGCCUCCUCAAACCUCCGUCUGCAGCUGCCUGAUAUGAAAGUGUCCAACCGAACUGAUGGGAAACUGCUUCUCUGAAAAUGUAUAUAUUCAUAUAUGUUCAUCUAUUAAAGGAAAUCCUGAAUGAGAGAUCCUUUAUUGGGAAUACUUUAAAAUAAGUACUUCUGAAAUGUACACAAGGUAAAAAAAAAUUAUGUGAAAAAUUAAAUAAACUUGUUCAAAUAACAUG
Molecule: messenger RNA, 614 nt
Organism: Oreochromis aureus
Lineage: Eukaryota; Metazoa; Chordata; Actinopteri; Cichliformes; Cichlidae
Product: glycine-rich cell wall structural protein-like
Exons: 3
Coding region: 86-361 (91 amino acids)
Source: RefSeq, a predicted model, not a curated record